This is a messenger RNA of Dermatophagoides farinae (American house dust mite), 1137 nucleotides long. RefSeq names its product STING ER exit protein. NCBI's taxonomy places the organism in Eukaryota, Metazoa, Arthropoda, Arachnida, Sarcoptiformes, Pyroglyphidae. Gene Ontology annotation, biological process: endoplasmic reticulum to Golgi vesicle-mediated transport; endoplasmic reticulum membrane organization. The record is from RefSeq and is a predicted model, not a curated record.
UCAUGUGUGUGUGUGAUAUUUAAUUUGACUAUUGCACAAAGUUGUCAGAAUAUUUUGUUGUCUUUUUUUUUAUUUUUCUGAUUGAUCAAGAAAGCCAAAUAAAUAAAUAAGCUAAAGAAUCUGUUGUGAGUCUGUUUGAUAAUAAACCUAAAAAAUGCCUAAAGUUGUUUCUCGAAGUAUUCUAUGUACGGAUGCACAGAAUCAUCAACAUGAAAUUAAUAACUAUGAUACGAAUCUACUCGUAUAUGAUUGUAUAUGUGGUCAGAUGUGUUUGAUAAUCAAUCAACCAUUAGAAACGUUACCAUUACGAAAACGAGAUGAAAGCCGUAUACUUGAUCAACAAAAAGAAUUUAUAUAUAAAUUUUAUGCACUUGAUGCUACCGAUGAAGAUUUAAUACAAAUUUCAUAUAAAGAUCAUUUUGAACGUCGGUUUUUUCGCCGAUGUCCACGUUGUCAUCUGGCCGUUGGUUAUCAACAAGAAAUUUCACAACAAACACAGCUUGCAUCCAAAAUGAUUGUAUUUCUUAUGCGUGGUUCGCUAUUGGAACGAUCAAAAGUAGCAUCAUCUGGUUCAUCAAAUCACAAUCAUCGUCAUCAUCAAAAUCAACGUAAAUCAACAUCAUCAUCAUCAAAUGAACAGAAUAAAAUAUUUAUAACAAAAAAAGAAAUGGGUAAAUUUAGUUCAGUUACGGUAUCUACUGUUGAUGAAGAAGAAGAAGAAAUUGAAGCACGUGAAAUAGCCGAUUCUUAUGCUGCAAAUGCCCGAAUAAUUGAAAGACAAUUGGAACGAAAACGAAUGCUAAAUAAACCCAAUACAGAUGUAUCAGCAACAACAACAACAACAACAAUAUUACCUGAAGAUAAUAGUGAGCUUUUGCCCGUCGAAAUGAAAAAGCCUAAAGGAACGUUAAUUGAUAAAAAUUUUUUAUAAAUUUUCUAAUAAUAAAUUUUCAUUUUUUAUUAUGAAAACAUUCUAAUUAUAAUAAGGCCAGCUACUACAGUCAAAAUCGAUGUCCACACUGCUAAUGUUGUUCCUCGAUCUAUAUUAUCACCCUCUGGUCGAUUUUCAUUAUCAUUCGUAUUGAUCAUACUCUGUGUCAUUGUUGUUGUUGGUGGUGGUGGUGGUGUUGAUGCAUU